Molecule: messenger RNA, 1221 nt
Organism: Adelges cooleyi (spruce gall adelgid)
Lineage: Eukaryota; Metazoa; Arthropoda; Insecta; Hemiptera; Adelgidae
Product: MTOR-associated protein MEAK7-like
Exons: 1
Coding region: 1-1221 (406 amino acids)
Source: RefSeq, a predicted model, not a curated record
AUGGGAGCUAAAAAAAGUAAGAAUCCACGUUUGCCACCGUUACGUCCUGAAGAAUCUGUUGCUAUUGAUAAUUUAAUGAACUUCAACGACCAUGUUCAUGUGGAUAAUUUACUGAGCAAAUGGCAACCUUUGUUGACUGAAAACAUGGCACAACACGUAAGACUUUGGUUUCUUUCUAACCAAUCAGAUAGAUCAGAAAUUGAGCAUAUAUAUCAAUCUUUUGCUUUGAAUGCAAUGUACCAAGAAAACUACCAUGGUCUGGUUAAGAAAAUAUUUUCAAAUUCAAGUGUUCUACAGUAUUCAAUCGAUUUGACUGAAUCACUAAUGAUUUGUUUAAAAUCUACCGAUCAGUAUAAACACUGGGUACAGGUUAAUGCAAAAUCAAGAGCAAUACCACAAUUAGGUUUAGAAUUUUCCAACGAAUCCAUAUCUUCAAGCAUAGACACAUGGUUGCAAAAAGAAACUUACUACGGAUUAAUGCAUAGAAUACUAAUCACUACCCUUUAUGGUGUACCGGAGAAUAAUAAUUUAUUUCCGGCUAUUGGUAUUGAUGAAAAAUACAAUAAAUCAUUUAAAACUAUAUUAGAUUUCGGAUGGAUAAUGUUUAUCGUUAAACAUUUACCAUCAGACUGUCAAAACAGCUGGCGUUUAUUAUAUUCAUCUAGUUCACACGGAGAGAGUUUCCAAGCGUUAAUCGCAGCAAUUAUUGAUCAAGGGUGCACAAUUGUUGUUGUAAAAGAUACUGAUGGUAAUAUUUUCGGUGGUUAUGCUUCGCAAUCGUGGAUCAUGAAACCAUCAUUUUAUGGAGAUUCUGGUUGUUUUUUAUUUACGUUACUUCCGAAUUUCAAUUGCUGUGUAGCAAGUGGGCGUAACGACAAUUUUAUGUACAUGAAUAACGGCCAAUACACUUUUCCUAAUGGUUUAGGUAUGGGUGGACAGAUGGGUUAUUGGGGUCUUUGGUUGGAUUCUGAAUAUGGCAAAGGCCAGUGCAAUGUCUCGUGUUCAACAUUUGCAGAUUUUUCAAUGCCAACGAAAGAAAAAGAUUUUGUCAUUAGUUCACUAGAAGUGUGGUGUGUAAAAGAAAAGAUAAAUGAUGAAAGCGACGAGAAAAAAAGAAAGAAACCCACGAAUACGGAUUACAUGGACAUGAAAUUGUUGGAAAUGGCCGGCCGACCGAAAUAUACUGAUAAUCUUAAAUCCGAUGAAAACCAUCCAUACUAA